This is a messenger RNA of Sardina pilchardus (European sardine), 4445 nucleotides long. Its product is annotated as kinesin-like protein KIF19. Gene Ontology annotation, biological process: microtubule-based movement. The record is from RefSeq and is a predicted model, not a curated record. Lineage: Eukaryota; Metazoa; Chordata; Actinopteri; Clupeiformes; Clupeidae. The transcript has 22 exons. Bases 650 to 3991 code for a protein of 1113 amino acids. Gene Ontology annotation, molecular function: microtubule motor activity; ATP binding; microtubule binding.
ACAUCCUAAACACGGAAACGAGGGAAGCAGAUCUAGGUCGAUUAGCACAAAGAUUUCUUCAAAUGUAGGGAACUUCCAUAGUGCUUUAGCUGCAAAUAAGCAACCUGACAACAGAUUGGAAUGUGUCUGAGCGAUAUUUGAUGACAAAAACAAGGUACCUACAUUUGAGUUAGCAACAGGCUACGUUUUGGUGGCGUGGUGGGACAAGACGGGGAAAGAUGGGUUGAAAAUCUUAACUUAUACAGCCUACUAAACUAUGGGUAAUAUUUGCUUUUAAAUUAUAAGCUACUGAGGUUAUUGAGCUUCUGGAGUGAGUUACGUAGAGGAACCGUGAAACGGAACUUGCUGAACUUUUCCUUAAGACUUGAUCAUCAGGUACUAGUCAACUUUAUAUCAUAUUUCCGUCUGCACCAGCCACUUGCUGCUGGAUGUGGCCAGCCUGUCCGUUUAGAGAGGAUUAUCCCCUGUUCAGCCAAUGACAACUGCCUGCUCAGUCAUCUGGUCACCUGGAGAGCUGGAUCAUUUGUAGUGGAUACAGCCACCGGGUUGGACAAGAAUCGAGUAAUGAACUUGCUGCCCGCGGCUAUCUUGUGAGGUGAAGCAAGCCAGAGAUCGAGCGAUGGUAUCAUUGUAGUGAGUUAAAGCAGACAUGAAGGACCUGCCAGUGGAAUCAAAAGAUCACCAACUUACGGUGGCCCUACGGAUCCGUCCGCUAAAUGAAGCUGAGAUCGAGGAGGGGGCUACGGUGGUGGCCCAGCGGGUGGAUGACCAGAUGGUGGUUCUGAUGGACCCGUGUGAGGACACUGAGAAUCACCUGCGGGCCAACCGCUCCAGGGAGAAGACCUACAUGUUUGAUGUGGCCUUUGGCCAGCACGCCCAGCAGGAAGAUGUUUAUCUUGCCACCACUGAGAGCCUGAUUGAGGGGGUGAUCGCAGGGUACAACGCCACUGUCUUUGCCUAUGGACCCACAGGCGCGGGGAAGACGUACACCAUGCUGGGCGUGGACUCGGAGCCGGGCAUCUACGUGCGCACCCUCAACGACCUCUUCAAGGCCAUCGAGGCGGGCAAGGAGGACAUGGACUGCAGCGUCUACAUGUCCUACCUGGAGAUUUACAACGAGAUGAUCCGAGACCUGCUGAAUCCGUCGUCGGGUUAUCUUGACCUGCGGGAGGACGCCAAGGGCGAGAUCCGCAUCGCCGGGAUCACCGAGUUCUCCACCAGCAACGCCAAAGAGAUUAUGGCCCUGCUGACCAAAGGCAACAAGCAACGCACACAAGAGCCCACUGCAGCUAACAAGACCUCAUCCAGAUCGCAUGCCAUACUGCAGGUGACAGUCAAGCAGAAGAGCAGACUGAAGAACAUCAAUGAGGAGGUCAGGGUGGGCAAACUCUUCAUGGUGGACCUGGCCGGGACGGAGAGGGCCUCACAGACCCAGAACAGGGGGAAGCGUAUGAAGGAGGGGGCCCACAUUAACCGCUCCCUGCUGGCGCUGGCCAACUGCAUCAACGCGCUGAGCGAGAGGGCCGGCCGCGGCGCCCAGUUCGUCAACUACCGCGACAGCAAGCUCACCCGCCUGCUCAAGGAUGCUCUGGGUGGGAACAGCCGCACGGUGAUGAUCGCACACAUCAGUCCAGCCAGCACCAACUUCGAGGAGUCCAGAAACACACUCAUGUACGCAGACAAGGCCAAGAACAUCAAAACCAAGGUGAAGCGGAACCUGUUCAACGUGUCGUAUCACCUGGCGCAGUACACCAACAUCAUCGCCGAGCUGCGCAAAGAGAUCGAGCGGCUCCGCGCCAAGAUCGACGAGCAGGGCCACGAGCACAAGAAGGGCGACAAGGCCGACAUCCGCGACGUGCAGGCCGAGGUGCAGGAGUACAGCCGUAGGGAGAUGGGUCACCUGCGGGAGCAGCUGCUGUCGGCGUUCCGCGAGCAGAUGGAGAUCCGGCGCAGCCUGAUGGAGCUGGAGAACUGCAGCAUGGAGCUGCACAUAGACACCAGCAGACACCUGGCCACCAUCUCAGACUGGGAGCGUGAGCGGGCGCGGCACAUGAGGCAUCACCGUGGCAACCACAGGCACGGGGAGAAACGCGACCGAGGGAAGGACGAGGAAGACGACGAGGAAGAGGACGAGGGCGGAGAGGGGGAAGAGGAGGAGAGCGGAGGAGAGGAGCUGGUCGAGCCCCAGGACGUCACCGCCGCCCGCGAAGAGCUCGGGCCACUGCUGGCCGAGCAGAGGAAGACCAUGUCCCUGAAGCUGGAGCUGGAGGAGAAGCUGUCCUCCAUGAAGCAGAAGGCGGGUCGCCUGGAGGAGCAGCUCCCGCGGCGGGUGGCCAACACUGAGCAGCGCGAGCUGCUGUCGCUGCUGUGCCAGACGCACGAGCUGGAGCUGGACAACACCGAGCUGCAGGCGGCCGCCCUGCGGAGACAGCACGCGCUGCGCCACCGCGACUUCCUGCUACAGCGCCACGAGCAGAGGAGGCACCUGGCCGACGAUAUCAUACACCAGCAGCGCACCGUCAUCCAGGAUCACGGGCUGGCCAUGCCUGCAGAGCUGCAGCAGCUGUACUCCCUGUACCUGAGUGAGCUCAACGAGGGGGGCAUGGACCAGCUCCUCAACCUGCUCACCAUCACCUCCACCAGCGUCACGAGCGACUCGGUCCUGGCCGUUGCUAAGCAGCUGAAGCUGAACGAGCUGGUCUCGGAGCUCCUCCACGUCCACCACACCAGCGUUGACCUUUCACCCCGCGUCGACAACAGGAAGGGAAACAUGGCCGCCGCCAGCCACCAUCCCGCCGCUGCCGCCACCGCCACCACAGCCUCCUCCUCAUCAGGCCCUGACAACGACAGCAGCGACAGUAACCGAGUGUUCAGAUCCACCUCUAAACCACGUGGCCCUCGUCGCAGGCCUGUCUCCUCCAGCCCCCCGCCCGUGACACAGUUCACAGGAGGUAAGGUGGUGAGUGCGGUGAGUGCUGAUACUCUGCGGGAGAUGGCCAGUGACACCAAGAGCAUCUCAGUCAUCGCUGCCAGGAGGAGGUCACGCAUUAAGGCCAGCAGCAAUAGAGAGAGGAGUCGGUCCCUGGAGCGCGGCCUGGGCACCGUCACUGGUGCCACGCUCGUGCCCGACGGCCAGCCCCCUACAGCUGAGCCGCACUGCGCCACCGCCGCCACCGCCGCCACCAACACCACCACAACAACAAUAACCGCAACAGCAACAACAACGACAACAACAACAACAACAACAACAAACGUCCCCAAGACGCCCUCCUUCUCCACGGCCACCGUCACCAAGGCGACGGGCUCGGCGCUGGCGGCGGUGGCCAGGCGAGGCCUGCGUGCGGCGGGGAGCGCGGAGAGCCUGUCGGUCAGCACGCCCGAGGACGACCCCGGCGCGGCGGAGGGCGGGCGGAAGAGGACGAGCGGCGCCGGACACCCCGGCCCCCGGAGGGAGCGCCGGAACGAGUCUCCGGAGAGGCAGCAGACCCGCCGCCGCCGCUCCAAGUCCUUCGACGUGAACGGCAAACGGAGAGUCAAGGUGGCCCCGUCCAAGACCCCCGUGCUGGAGAGCGUCUCUGACAACCGCCUAGCGCGUCCCUUGCAGGCCACCGUCCAGCCCGUGCUCAGCAGCACGGGAAACCCCGCCUCUCCCCCUGCUGCCAAGGGCAAACACCCCGUCUCCAAUCACACAGUCUCAAGAGAGAGUCCACUUCAGAAGCUGGAGAUCAGAGGCACUCCGCCCAGCACUAUCAACCAGAGGAACCGAGAGGGAAGGGUCGGACCGACACUGCACAGACGAAUAAGAGCGGGCCCCCCUGAGACGCCCGGCUCCAACCACCACCUCCUGCAGCCUGGCAACCACAAGAAGAGCGGCAACGGCACCGGCAACAGCACCGGCAACGGCACCGGCAACGCCAACGCCCGGCACAAAGGCAGCCACGACGUCACCGGCAAACGUUCAGACAACCGCCUAAAAAAGAUGGCUCCAUGACAACCAUAGAAAAUCUUAAACCCUGUUAAAAGCCAGCUGUGGUCCUGUGAUUUUUGAACGAGCCAGUUAGAGAGGUGAAGCACACAAAGACAAUGUUACUGUUGAUUGUAGAGGAAGCUGUGUGACUUUGUAUUUGAUUUCACUUUAUUUAAUGUUGUAUGAAAAGUAUGCCUUUCCUUUUCCUUCGUUUAACUAAUUAAGCAUGUCAAUGCCUGGGGUUGGCUCAUCAAAGUGUGUUCAUGAGUCUGUAUUAGCUUUCUUAUGACCCUCAAAUCCUAAUCCUGUAUUAGAUAGGCACACUGUACUGUCGGUUAUGUAAAUAGCCUCACUGUGUGAAUUACCAUUAGUGAUAUAGACAGUGAAUAUUUAGGUUUAUUGUUACUGUUAGGCUUACCCAGUGACUGAACAAACAAACAAACAAACAAACAAACAAACUACAUUCUCUUCAUCUCUG